AUGCCGACGCCAUCAAGAUUGAAACACAGGGAAUCAUUGUCCUCCUCCGUUUACGACGACGUCCCUCUUGCCGACCCGGACGGUGUCCAUCUUGGAGAAGAUGCUAGCGGCGUAGAGGGCCAUGUUGACGGUUCAGGGACUACUAUGUCGUCUGACUCCAAUUACCUGGCCCUCGACUUGGACGCUGGGAUCUGGGAGGCCGAAGGGGAGUCAGACAUGGCACGGAGGCGUGGCCAGAGGAACGUUCUCGUCCUCUGGAUUGUUCAUGGCAAGGGAUGA
Molecule: messenger RNA, 279 nt
Organism: Clonostachys rhizophaga
Lineage: Eukaryota; Fungi; Ascomycota; Sordariomycetes; Hypocreales; Bionectriaceae
Source: the annotation of a GenBank genome assembly